AUGAACCGCGAGGUAGCAGAGAAGACGGGCAGGUUCUAUAGAGAGAUGGCAGACCCGCGGCUCGACGUCGAGGCACUUUCUGCGCCUUCAGAGGAGGCUAGGGGAGGCGAUGAUGCAAUACACAUCGACGUUUCGAAGGCCAUAGGUGAUGUCCGUUUGGUUCUCAAGGGUCUUUCGCGUAUAGAGAGUUCGGCUGUCUAUCCGGAUCUGGUACCUGUGACGAAGGCUAGCACCGUGCAAGAGCUGUUUUCGUCCCUAGAUGAAUCACACGGGCGUUUGAACAAAUUGGGGUUAUUCAAGACCGUAGUCUCUAACGUCCACCGCGGAAGGCGUCCAGGGGACGUGAACGUCGUCUUCCAGUUCGAGGAAAAAACGCCGUCUUAUUCGAUCGGCGUUACGACUAACCAAAAGGCUGAAGCUAAUAUCGAAGUUAAAGGUGAUGUGCCUGGGAUCUUCGGUACCUGCAAUUCCGCUUCACUUCAGCUGAACAAUUCAGGUUGUGGCUCUCAAAAGAUCGCGUUAACUUGGGAGGCUUCUGUGAACGAUUUGUAUCCUGUGUUCAACGAACGCCGUCGCGCUUCUGAGGCUGUACUAAGACACGCUGGUAGGUCGCUUAAGAAUGCAUUGUCUUAUCAAUACAUUAUUGAUGACCUCCGUGGCGAAGGUAUCCCCAGCGAUGGGCAAUGCACGCAAUUCAAAGUCGAGGCUGGCCUGUCUGGUGGUGAUCGGCAGUUCUUGAAAUUCGACUACGGUAUGCUCCAUGCCAAGCUCAUCCGGCACAAAUACAUCUUUCAUCUGAACCUUUCGUUGGGUUAUAUGAGGCCGUUUGGUUCCCUGAGGAAUGGGAUAAGUCUGCUUGACCGGUUUCACUUUACUGGAAACGGGGGGGCGAGCACCGCAUUCCGGGGGUUUGGCUUCCGCGGGGUAGGUCCGUGUGACCAGGGGUCGAUAUUCGACAACGAAAGUAACGGCUGGCAGCGUAUACCAGAACACAUCGGGGGAGACUGCUACGGAAACCUUCAAUUAGCACUGCAUUGUCCGUUGAAGUACGAGGAUUACCGUUUGCCAUUAGCUUUCUGCUUUUUCAAUGUAGGUUCUCUCACCGCAAUAGAAGAUCGUCAACCGCAUGAAAAUGUCUACUCCCAUAUGUUUCGCGCGGUGCGAAUGUCUCUGGGCGCCGGCGUCAGCAUGUCUGUGGCGCCAGGAUGUUGGUUGGAGGCGUUUGUAGCGCAGCCCCUACUCUACGCGCCUACCGACACAAUCAGCCGAUUGCAGUUGGGGCUCAGGUUCAAACACAACGUAAUGUAA
Messenger RNA from Babesia sp. Xinjiang, 1308 nucleotides. RefSeq lists its product as uncharacterized. Gene Ontology annotation, cellular component: outer membrane; SAM complex. The transcript is spliced from 7 exons. NCBI's taxonomy places the organism in Eukaryota, Apicomplexa, Aconoidasida, Piroplasmida, Babesiidae. Bases 1 to 1308 code for a protein of 435 amino acids. The record is from RefSeq and is a predicted model, not a curated record. Gene Ontology annotation, biological process: protein insertion into mitochondrial outer membrane.